CACUGUAAAUCACACAUUGGAUCAACUGACAGCAGGAGCAGCAAUGAGCACACACGGUUGUUCUACCUGCACACGCUCUCUGUCUCGUCAUUUCUUUCUUAGAAAGAAGUACGUAUGGGUUUAAGUUAAUACUUUUAUUUUGACAAGCUUACGAGAGGAAGUAUUUGUUCUUUGUGCACAGCUAUUUGCACUAUGUCCCUGCUCAGUUAACAGCUGCGGGGGUUCGAGUUUUUGGACUCAGCUUAAGAGGCACAAUGCCGCUGGUGGUUGCUGGGGCGGAACUGCGGACUCUUACUGAGUGUAACUAUACAUUUCCGGCGGAAGCCCUCAGUGAUGUACAGGAAGUACGCGCCAGUUACUCUGACCUCAGAAUCUAUGUGGACUAUUACGUUUUUCCAGACAAGACGAAGAAGAAGCUGCUUUAUUUGGCCGGAACACUUCCUGUUUGCUACGAAGGAAGUAGCUAUAAUAUCCCAGUGUGCAUUUGGCUUCAUGAGACUCACCCUGCAUCCCGGCCUCGCUGUUAUGUCUGUCCGUCCGUCUCCAUGGUGAUCAAUCCGUCCUGCCCUUAUGUGGACAAAGCCGGGAUCCUUAGUCUAAAUGGCCUUAGAAACUGGACUCAUGGUGUUUCCAGCCUAUCACAGCUAAUGUCAGAGAUGAGGCAAGUCUUUCAGGUGAACACACCUCUCUACUCAAGCAGUCCUGUACAACCCCCAAGCCCCACAUCAGUAGCAGAGGUGUGGUCAGGAAGUGAAUCAGGAAGAAACCAGCAACCCACUGUUGCCUUCUCUUCAAACAUCUUCUGCUCACCCUCCAUCUUCUCCUCCUCUGAUCACACUCCUGCACGUACAGCCAGCCAAUGGGGGCAGAGAAGAGGAUUGAGUGGGGGAAAAUCAUAUUUGGAGGAGCUUCUGGAAAUUGACUUCACUGUUCCUCCACCACCCUCCAUCCACAGCAACCCUUUAAGAAGCCCCUCCCUCUCAGAUCUUCAGCUUAGCAACAAGAUGGAUGUUUUGACACUGACCCAAGAAGACCCAGGUGAACAGACGAUCCAAACAGUAGCAGACAGUGUGUCAACAGUGUGCUGGGAUGGUGGACCAGGCUCCAGAUUAAGCAACAAACAGGCAAAAGAAUUACUGCUACCAGAGCCCGAAGGUAGUGACGGUGUGGCUCAGCUGGCAUCUGGUGGCAGUAGAGUUUAUGCUGGGCCUCAGCUCCGUCCAGACCAGGUGUCAAUCUACAGAUCCUUGAUGGAGAUGGAGGAUCAGAAGUUCAGCCCCACUGAUGUGAUAGAGGCAGUUCAGCUCACCAAAGAUCUACCCUCUGCCCUCAGGUUCUUAAACCAUUGCUGCCCCAUAUGUCAAGACCAGGUGACCUUCAGCAAGGUGGUCUUCAUGACCCACUGCUCCUGUUCCAUUUGUCAGUCCUGUUUCAGCUCCUUCUUCUCCUCAGCCAUCAAGGAGCGAAGCAUCCAUCAGCUGGUUUGUCCCCAGUGUGGCAGACCUGAUGUCAGACAGGGGGCAUUAGGGGAUGCCAUGGAAUUCUUCAACCUACUCGACACUCAGGUAAGCCAUGGGGUCCCCAGAGGGUCAAAGUGCCUGAAGAAUGAGUCACAGCUCAGACUGUUUGUGUGUCUGCAGAUCCGUCACUUCCUGUCUCCUCAAGAUCACGAACUUUUCCAAAGGAAGCUCAGAGAUGGAGCUCUUCAGGAGACAAAUAAUUUCUGCUGGUGUGCUCACUGCUCUUUUGGGAUGUUUCAUGACUCGGGCCAGCUGAGGAUGGACUGUGCCAACUGUAAGAAGAGCACAUGCAGUCAAUGUCGAACAGCUUGGACGCCUGAGCAUCUGGGUUUGUCAUGUGACCAGUUUAAACUAAAGCUGCAGCAAAACCAGAACAAGGACCUGCUCAAAUCCACCCGCCUGACUGACAGCCGCAUCGAGUGUCCUCAGUGCCAGUGUGUCUUCAGUCUGUCCAGAGGAGGAUGUCUUCACUUCACCUGCUCUCAGUGUAAACAUCACUUCUGUGGAGGCUGUGCUCAGACCUUCUCUGUAGGAGCUGUGAGUCCCCCAUCCUCACUCCCUCCCUCCCUCUGUCCUCACUUCCUCCCCCGUCCUGACUUUCUCCCCUCAUCCUCACUUCCUUACCCCAUCUUCACCUCCUCCCUCUGUCUUCCCCCUACUGUAUAUGGUGGCUCUUGUCCCCAGAUGUGUAGUUUCUCUGGUGACUGUUCGACCAGAGGUCUUCAUGCCCACCACCCCCGAGACUGUCUCUAUCACCUCAGAGAUUGGACAAUGAACCGCCUGAAACAACUACUGCAGUUCUACCAAGAGUCUGUGGAACCGGUCCUUGGCUCCUCUGAUCUCUGUCAGGUUUUGGUUCUAAAGGACAGCAGUGAGCUACAGGACGAGCCAUGUGGGAAACCUGCGCUGACGGAACAUCUGGGAUACUGCAGGUCUCACUACAAAGAAGUUCUGGUGGAGCACAUCAACCGCUGCCAUGCCGACCCAGCUGUCCUCUUUAGUAUACAGGAACUGAUGUCAGAGCUUCAGCGCUGGAAAGUGCCAGUUCCAACUAGGAGAGCGGAUGAACUAGAGCAGGCGUAUGCCCAGCGGCUGCGACUUACUGUGACCACUCAGCUUCCUCUCAGAAGAUGAUAAAUUUAAUCACCAUGGCAACCACAAGAGAGGCCAGCUCAUGACACUAACACAUGCUUAUGUUACAUUCUCACAGAAGCUCUUGAAGACACAGUUAUUCAGACGGCCU
This is a messenger RNA of Cynoglossus semilaevis (tongue sole), 2763 nucleotides long. RefSeq names its product E3 ubiquitin-protein ligase RNF31. Gene Ontology annotation, biological process: protein transport; protein linear polyubiquitination. The coding region runs from base 255 to 2654 and encodes 799 amino acids. The transcript has 15 exons. Gene Ontology annotation, molecular function: K48-linked polyubiquitin modification-dependent protein binding; ubiquitin protein ligase activity; zinc ion binding. Lineage: Eukaryota; Metazoa; Chordata; Actinopteri; Pleuronectiformes; Cynoglossidae. The record is from RefSeq and is a predicted model, not a curated record. Gene Ontology annotation, cellular component: LUBAC complex.